Messenger RNA from Symbiodinium sp. CCMP2592, 894 nucleotides. NCBI's taxonomy places the organism in Eukaryota, Dinophyceae, Suessiales, Symbiodiniaceae. The record is from the annotation of a GenBank genome assembly.
AUGCUACCACAGGAGCCUCCUGGACCACCGCCGAGGAGCGCCACACAUCGGCCCAGAGGAGGUAAAGCAAACAGGCGCAAAAUCCGCCGAGAAGCGAGGAUUGCUCAAGAGCUAGCAAGGCUUAACGUGCCAUUGUUGGUUGAUCUCCAAGAGGACGAGGAGGAAACUGCAGGAGUAGGAGCCGCUUCGGUUCGCUCCUCGGCCUCCUCAGCGAGUGCAGCGGCUCUCGCGCCUCCUGUGGAGGCCGAAAGCGAACCGGAGCGCUUCCAAGUUGCAUUUACCCAGGUACGAUCGCUUCUUGAUUUGGAGCCGCCGGGAGAAGUUUUUGGGGUACUUCCGCUUCGUGACGUCUGCAAUUUUGCAGGGGACAAAGAUCGGUUGAUUUUUUCUGGGGGAGAUAUCCAAGGUGAAGGCAGCCAUUGGGACGAUCAGCAAGUCCGAGACUUUAGAGCCUUCAUUGCUGGGGCUGUGUCAGUGGAUUAUUAUCGUACCCUCUCUGUGCCACAAAAGAACGCAAGUCGUGGUGAUAUUCCUGGAACUGAGCGCACCGUGAUCCCGGUGGAAAACCUUCAGUUUUUGGCAACACUCACCAGCAAGGGCUACAAGUCCGUACUUCUCAGCUUUGUUGGUGCAAGAUCUUGCGACGCAUACGUUGAGGACUUGCUACGCUCGGGCGUCUGCAACCUUUUUACUUGCGCCCUGGUCGUGACAAAGAAGACAGGCUGGCGAGGGAAAAGCCAUUAUUUUGCGGACCUUCAGCUGAAACACCACUUUGACGACGCGGAAGAGAUCAUUAAGGAGUUUCGCCAGUGGGGUCAGCCAAUUUCUGAGGUGUCCAGGCAGAAGCCUUUGAGCAGCUACACGGGUGUCAUCGACGAUUUGCUGUGUCAGUGA